Mixia osmundae IAM 14324 is the source of this 4200-nucleotide messenger RNA. RefSeq lists its product as uncharacterized. Gene Ontology annotation, molecular function: ATP hydrolysis activity; ATP binding; ABC-type transporter activity. The transcript is spliced from 4 exons. Gene Ontology annotation, cellular component: membrane. The record is from RefSeq and is a predicted model, not a curated record. Bases 1 to 4200 code for a protein of 1399 amino acids. Lineage: Eukaryota; Fungi; Basidiomycota; Mixiomycetes; Mixiales; Mixiaceae. Gene Ontology annotation, biological process: transmembrane transport.
AUGGCAUCCCUCUUACCCGCCGAGAUGCCAGCCACGGGCGCCACGGUGAGCGCACCGGCAGCGCCUGCUCAAAGCGACUCGGACAAUCGCGUUCCGGCGCCCGAGUCUCGCCCGACGCACACACACGAGGGCCAUGACACGGCUAGCACUGCAUUAGAAAGCUCCCAUCCACAACUCUCAUCGACAUCUUCAGAUACAUCGGACACGGCCAAUGAGACACUUGCACGCGAAAAGCAAAGCAUGGACGAGAAGCACUCCACAAAACGCUCCAAAAAGAGCCUAGAAAAGUCUAAACAAACAGAGACGAAAGUCGACAUCGACUCACUCGAAUCGCUUCCGCCCAACCAGCGUACUGUCAUCUCAGCACAGCUCAACGGUACUUCUAUGCGUACCAAGGAUGGCAGACCGGGCUACUUUGACGUUCUUGCAACCGCGACGCGUGGCGAGUGGGCGCUCAUGUUCCUCGGCAUUGUCGCCGCUGUCGUUGCCGGCUCUUUGCAGCCUUUGCAGACGCUCAUCUUCGGCAACUUGACUCAAGUAUUUGUGAACUACAGUCUAGCCUUAGCAAGCGGUGAAAAUACAGAGGCAGCGAAAUCGCAGCUAUUCUCGAUCGUCAGUCGCGAUGCUGGCAUCCUUGUCGGCAUCGGUGCAGCUGCGGGCAUCACUACAUUCAUCUAUUCCGCGACAUUCGUUUACACAGGAGAGGCGAUCACUCAGCGCAUUCGAGAGGCCUACUUGCGCAGUGUACUCAGACAAAACGUCGCCUACUUUGAUAGCGUUGGAGCUGGCGAGGUCACCACGCGCAUCGCGUCAGAUACGCACAGUAUCUACGAAGGCAUCAGCGAGAAGCUGCCAGUGACCGUGCAAUUCUUGUCUACCUUCGUUGCCGCUUUCAUUAUCGCUUACAUCAGAAGUUGGAAGCUCGCAUUGGCACUAACGGCCAUCGUACCGGUCAUCAUGAUAUCUGGCGGUAUCAUGGUCUCCCUGCAGUCUAAGUACAAGGCCGAGAUAUCUGAUCGCGUCGGUGAGGGAGGCACGCUGGCAGAGGAAGCACUCUCGACCGCGCGUACUGCUAUUGCCUUUAAUGCUCAGACUCGUCUUGUCGACAUGUAUGACAAGAUCAGUCAACGUGCAGCUGGACUUGGCGUCAAGUCUGCAAAGAUCUUUGCAUUCGGCCUCGGCGUUAUUUACUGGUCUAUCUAUGCAGCAUACGGUCUUGCAUUCUACUUCGGAAUGCUACUCGUACGUACAGGCGAUACUUCGGCAGGUAUCGUCAUCACUGUCACGUUCGCACUGUUGCUCGGCACAUUUUCGCUCGUUUCGAUCUCGCCGAAUAUGCAAGCCUUUUCGGCUGCCGACGGUGCAGCAGCUAAGCUCUUCGAGACCAUCUAUCGUCUACCCUCAAUCGAUUCGGGUAGCUCAAAAGGUCGCAAGCUCGACAAAGUCAUAGGAGAGAUCAGCUUUCACAACAUUGACUUCUGGUACCCUGCCCGCCCGAAACAACAGAUCCUUCACAACUUCAAUCUCAUCGCACAGCCAGGUCAGAAGACAGCGCUUGUGGGCGCUUCUGGUUCAGGGAAGUCCACCAUCGUCGGUCUGCUCGAACGAUUCUAUGAUGUCGCCGAGCCAGGCGCGGUAAUGCUCGACGGUGUCAAUAUCAAGGACCUCAACGUGACUUGGCUGCGCAGUCAGAUCGGUUUGGUAUCGCAAGAGCCGACACUGUUCGCAAACACGGUCGCCGGAAAUGUCGAAUAUGGCCUCAUCAACAGCGAAUACGAAGAUCUGAGUGCAGAGAAGAAGCGUGAGCUAGUCAUCGAGGCUUGCAAGUCUGCCAACGCGCACGACUUUGUCAUGCUACUUCCCGAAGGCUAUGAAACGCGCAUCGGCGAACGAGGCAUGCUGCUUAGCGGAGGUCAGGCACAGCGUAUCGCCAUUGCUCGUGCAAUCAUUUGCAACCCAGCUAUCCUCAUCUUUGACGAAGCCACAUCAGCGCUCGAUGGCACUUCCGAGGCGGUCGUACAAGCAGCACUGGACAAUGUUUCGCAGUCUCGCACGACCAUCACAAUCGCUCAUCGUCUUUCCACAAUCAAGGACAGUCACAACAUCGUCGUUAUGAGCUCCGGUCGCAUCCUAGAGCAAGGCCGACACGCGGAGCUACUGCAACGUCAAAAUGGCGCAUAUGCGCGACUUGUGUCCGCACAACGAUUUAUGGAUGAUGCCGAGCCAUCUUCUGAUCCUGAAAAUGAAGAGGAGCAGCUGCUCGAGGAGGUCAAUGCUGUCAGACCGCAGCUACUGUCGACGCCUUCACGGCCUAGCUUGAGGCACAAGAUUUCACUCAAGCCAUCUCGAAGCAAUGACCCGAAUGAGCAAGAUCCCAAGUCUGCUCUACCGCUCAACAUCAAUGACUCACCAUCUCGCUACGGUAUCUACACGCUGUUUAAGCGCAUCGGACAGCUCAGCGAUCACGACGAAUGGAAGACUUACUGCUUGGGAACGCUCGGAGCUGCACUGGCCGGUCUAGUCUAUCCUGCUUAUUCGGUCAUCUUUGGCUUCGUCAUUGGUGCUUUCGGUGAUCCUACACCAGGUGCACUUGCUCAUGCAGGUCAGCUGUACGGUCUCAUAUCGCUCGGCUUAGCAAUCUUCGCCGCGAUCUCGAUCUGGAUGCAGAACUACUACCUUGCUGCAGCAGCAGAGCGCUUGUCGGCUCAGAUACGCAGACGAACACUCGAGGCCGAGCUCCGUCAAGACGUGUCCUUCUUUGACCUCGAAGUCAACUCGACUGGCGUGCUCGUCACCGCAGUUUCUGAUCGAGCUUCGAAAAUCAAUGGUAUGGCUGGUGUUACUCUGGGGGUCCUGGUGCAGUCUUUGGUCACCCUAUUGGCUGGCGUGGUCGUCGGCAUUGGCUUUGCACCGAAAAUUGGCGCAGUCGCUCUCGCGCUCGUUCCCUUCACCAUCGGCGCUGGCGUGGUACGCACAAAGGUGGUCGUCGAACGUGAUGCCAAGAUCAAGGUCGUCCACGAAGAAAGUGCUCAAAUAGCUUGCGAAGCUGCAGCCAGUCUUCGCACCGUCGCUGCUCUUACGAGAGAGGCUGACUGCGUGCGGAUCUAUUCCGAAGCUCUGCGCAAGCCUCAGGAGUACACCAAUCGUCAGUCUCUCAACUCCAAUAUUGUCUACGGUAUCAGUCAAGCGCUAUCGUACUUUGUCAUCGCGCUCAUAUUCUGGUACGGCUCGCAUCUCCUGGUCGACGACGGACUAUCUACCAGAAGCUUCUACGUCGCAUUCUCUGCUGUUGUGCUUGGCUCAGUUGGCAUCGGCAACACGCUCAGCUAUGCUCCCAGUGCCGCUGGCGCGAUCGGAGCAGCCCGGCAAACGCUAGCUCUGCUGGACAGCCGAGCCAGUAUCGCUUCUGACGAUACAACUGGCGAGAUCAUCGAGGCGCCCGUGGGCGGUCUGGAGGCUCGAGACGUCAAGUUUCGGUACGCAACAAGACCGCAUAUCCCCGUUCUCAAAGGCAUAGAUAUCGAAGUCAAACCCGGGCAGUUCAUCGCCCUUUGUGGAUCUUCAGGCUGUGGCAAGUCGACCUUGAUACAGCUGGCCGAGCGGUUCUACGACCCGAUCGAAGGCGUCAUUCGGUUCGAUGGUCGGCCCUUGCCAACGCUCAAUACGGGCGCGUAUCGAGAUCAGCUCGCGCUCGUUGCUCAGCAGCCCACGCUUUACAGCGGUACUGUCAAGUGGAAUAUCGUCAUGGGCGCGACGAAACCGGCAGAUCAGGUCACAGAUGAGGAGGUCUUCGAUGCUGCACGACAGUCUAACAUACACGAUUUCAUCAUGACGCUGCCAGAUGGCUACGAGACCGCCGUCGGCAGCAAAGGCGGUCAGCUCUCCGGUGGUCAAAAACAGCGAGUAUGCCUUGCUCGUGCGCUGAUACGCAAACCGAAACUACUAUUGCUCGAUGAAGCCACAAGUGCACUCGAUUCCGAGUCCGAGCGCGUCGUGCAAAAGGCUCUUGACGAAGCUGUCAAGUCUCGCUCGACUAUAGCGAUAGCUCAUCGACUGUCAUCCAUUCAGUCGGCAGACAUGAUCUAUGUUCUCAGAGAAGGCAAGGUGCUGGAAAAAGGCACUCAUACACAGCUACUGCAGAACCGCAAAUUGUACUUCGAACUCGUCAAUCAGCAAGAGCUCGAGAACCGCAAACACUAG